Messenger RNA from Achroia grisella, 697 nucleotides. RefSeq lists its product as uncharacterized. The transcript is spliced from 3 exons. The record is from RefSeq and is a predicted model, not a curated record. NCBI's taxonomy places the organism in Eukaryota, Metazoa, Arthropoda, Insecta, Lepidoptera, Pyralidae. Bases 104 to 637 code for a protein of 177 amino acids.
CAUUUCAAUUGAACAUGUGUUGUAUAUAUAUCAGAUUAGCGCAUUUGAAUUGAAUACAAUACUAUUUCGAUUUUGCGUUGUGUUUAUUAUAUUUUAGAUAAUUAUGAGUACUUCAAGAGGUAAUACAUCUAGGAAAAGACCACAGAAACAUCAGAAUAGAACCGUUUUUAAAAAUGACUUACAUGACACCAGCCAGAAAACCAAAUUCUUAAAUUCAAUGGAAGUAAAAGGUGUUUGUAAACGUUGCAAAGAUAUAUUGGAAUGGAAAAUAAAAUUUAAAAAGUACAAGCCUCUUAGUGCUGCCAGAAAGUGCGUUGGCUGUGAACAGAAAACUGUCAAAUAUGCUUAUCAUCUUUUAUGUGAUAACUGUGCAACAGAGAAGGGUGUGUGUGCCAAAUGUUGUAAGCCUUUUCAUGAGGAAGUUCUAGAAGAAUUAAGUGAAGACAAAAACCUUCAUCAAAAGUUGACAGGAUUACCAGAACGAAAACGUCGUAGCAUACUUAGGUAUAUAGAAAAACAUCAAGAUGGGUCAUCAACAACACAAGUGAAUGUUAUGGCUCAUAUUGAAGAUGUGCUAGCAGGAAUGAGGCAACUGGACUGUGUCAGUGAAUCAGAUAGUGACAGUGGAGCAACAUAAAAAAAAUCAGUAAUAGACAUAAAUUUUGCAUAUUAAAUUAUUUUAAUAAUAUAUACAUUC